UUUCGUUCUUAAAAAUACUUGAUCAUUAUACAAUGGAUUCAACUCAAAAAUCGAAACAGUUGAAAAUGUCUCACUGUGCCUUUUCCGCUUAUUCUAUAACUCACUGUAACUUUAUACAUAGAAUGUCGGCAUAAACCGUAAACAACAAAUGAAAGAGUAAUAAUUACCUAAAAAAUGGUAUAAAAUUUAUUCCGAUUAUCUUUUAAGUAAAAGAAUUUUAGAAGACGUUGAAAAUGGAAACUCUUCUUGAACAACAAAGACGAUAUCAUGAAGAAAGAGAGAGGCUUGUUGACACAAUGGUCAAAGAAAGUUUACACAAGAAAAGUUCUAAUCGGGAACAGAUCAAUUCGGAUCAUCGUUUAAGGCUUCUUCUUAAUAGAUCCAUGGAUUGCACCUACAAUUUAAAGGAGCUGUAUGAAGACAAAGAUGGUUUAAGAAAAGAUGAAAUUGCUUCGUUAUCAGGACCAAAUGAAUUUGCUGAGUUUUAUUCUCGCCUCAGGGAGAUAAGAGAAUUUUAUCGAAAACACCCUCAUGAGAUUCAAGUUCCCAUGUCAGUAGAAUUUGAUGAAAUCAAUAAAUUAAGAGAGACUACUGAAGAUAAUGUUCCAGAGAACAUGGCAGAAUUUAAAGAUGAGGAGGGUUAUGGUAAAUUUCUUGACCUGCAUGAAUGUUAUGAGAAGUUUUUAAAUAUUCGAGGAGUGGAGAAAGUUGACUAUAUGACAUAUUUGUCGAUAUUUGAUCAACUCUUUGAUAUACCAAAAGAGAGGAAAAAUACAGAAUAUAAGAAGUAUAUUGAAAGUUUACUUGAAUAUCUUGAAGAUUACUGUCAUCGUGUAAAGCCCUUACUUGAUUUAAGUGACGAAAUGGAUUCAGUUAUUAUUGAAUUUGAUAAACAGUGGGAACAAGGUGCUUUUCCUGGUUGGCAAAAAGAGACUGAGAGUGCAUUGACCCAUGCUGGUGCCCAUUUAGAUUUGUCUGCAUUUACUUCAUCUGAGGAAUUGGCAUCUCUGGGAUUAGAUAGAUUGAAAUCUGCUCUUAUGGCUUUAGGUUUAAAAUGUGGCGGUACUCUCGAAGAAAGGGCUCAAAGACUCUUUAAAACAAAAGGAAAAAGUCUGAAAGAAUUGGAUCAAACUAUGUUUGCUAAAUCUAAACCAGGUAAAGCUGGACGUACUAAAGAUGUUGAAAAACAAAAAGAUAUUGCUUUACUUGAAGCUCAGCUGUACAGAUUUGUUGAAAUUCUCUCAGAACAGCGACAAGCGACUAAAGAAAAUGUUCAAAGAAAACAAGCCAGAACUGUUGGUGAAAGAGAAGAAUCGGAUAAUGAAGCGUCUGAAUCAGAUUCUGAUGAUGAAGAUGACAAUGAUGUCAUUUACAAUCCUAAGAAUCUACCUCUUGGCUGGGAUGGAAAACCUAUCCCUUAUUGGUUAUACAAGUUACAUGGAUUGAAUAUAACAUACAGCUGUGAAAUAUGUGGUAAUUUCACAUAUAAAGGCCCUAAAGCAUUCCAGAGACAUUUUGCUGAAUGGAGGCACGCACACGGUAUGAGAUGCUUGGGAAUUCCAAACACAGCUCAUUUUGCUAAUGUCACUCAGAUAGAAGAUGCUCUUGGAUUGUGGCAAAAGUUAAAGGAGCAGAAGCAAAAAGAGCGAUUUUUGCCAAGCAAUGAAGAAGAGUAUGAAGAUACCCAAGGAAAUGUUGUAAAUAAGAAAACCUAUGAAGAUUUAAAACGCCAAGGAUUAUUAUAAAUUUCAUUAUUUUGAAGGUUAGGCUGGAAAUAAAAGCCUUUCUCAUCUUAUGAAAUAUUGUACAAUGUUCAUUUCAAUUAAAUUUUUACAUUAUUUUA
This is a messenger RNA of Parasteatoda tepidariorum (common house spider), 1843 nucleotides long. RefSeq names its product splicing factor 3a subunit 3 noi (gene noi). Lineage: Eukaryota; Metazoa; Arthropoda; Arachnida; Araneae; Theridiidae. Gene Ontology annotation, molecular function: zinc ion binding; RNA binding. Gene Ontology annotation, cellular component: spliceosomal complex; nucleus. The record is from RefSeq and is a predicted model, not a curated record. Gene Ontology annotation, biological process: mRNA splicing, via spliceosome.